ACUGUGGCCGGGGCACUCCAGCGCCCACAACAACCUGGGCACACUUCUUAACGACACCUCGGAGGCCGAGAACCACUUCCGGAUGGCCCUGAAGGCCCACCCACACCACGCCCACGCCUACUACAACUUGGCCAACCUCAGACAGCAGCAGGGUCGCAUGGUGGAGGCGGUGACGCUGCUGGAGGAGAGUCUACGCCACGAUGCAACCAACAGGGAUGCCGUGUCGGCCCUGGCUGGGCUCUACAGCGAGGCCGGACGCUCUACGGAGGCCGAGAGCCUCCACCUGGCACUGUUAGCUGCCCGGCCCUCAGACCCGGUGGUCCACAACAACUACGCCGCCUUCCUCCAGAAGAUCG
Procambarus clarkii (red swamp crayfish) is the source of this 356-nucleotide messenger RNA. NCBI's taxonomy places the organism in Eukaryota, Metazoa, Arthropoda, Malacostraca, Decapoda, Cambaridae. The record is from RefSeq and is a predicted model, not a curated record.